AUGGCCAAGGUCCAUUUCACCUCAUGGAAAGAUCGUGCUCAUCUUCUCGAGGUUCGGGAUGAGUUCUAUCCGCCUCACUCAUACAAGGGGCCGGACAUGCGCCCUCGAGCAUGCGCCAAGGUAGCAGCUUGGAAGCUCAGGGGAAACAUCCCCCAUCAUGUGGAGGCUACUGCUCUGUUGACAGACGCAAUUCUUCACGAUGACGGGGAAAGGAAUUCAAUCUUUUCCAUUCGAGCCACCUACUCGGCAGCCUUUUGUCGGUUCGUAACGGGGCUUGUAGACACCAAAACCACAGGUCCCCGCAGAACGAUGUUUCAAAGGGCCAUGGAUCUCGGUCUUCCGGCUUCAUUUGUGGAGUUGCGACAUGAGGCGACGCAUCGCGAGCCCCCUUCUCUCAUUGUUUUGCGCAAGGCGACGCAACGCUCCUUGGAGUGGCUAUGGGACAACUAUUGGACGACGCUUGACCCGGACGGACUCAGUGGCAGUUCUUCACGGGCCGAUCAUUCCGAUUUACCGACAGCCACCGCACUGCGUCAGUGCCUGCAGGGCUUCAUGAAGAAUUCCAAAGCAAGACUGACGCAGAAGAAACGGAAGCGUGAUCAGGAGACCGCGCUUGCUGACAAUUUGAUCGGAAUUUGCCGUGACUCCAAGGACAGCGUCGACUCCGCGAUGGCCACCCUUUCAGUAUCUCUCUUGGAACUGAAUGCUCUGAUUGACCCCAACAGAAGCCUGGGAGACUCCAUGGAUGCAACCUUUGAAAAGUGGGACCCCAUCCUGCAGAGAGUGACAGACGCCCGUGCUGCAUUCCUACACUGCAUGGCUGAGGAGCUCGUGAACACGAUGGUCUUAUCUUCAUCAGCCGACGAUCAUGAAAUCGCGCACGUAGAGGGACUCUAUCUUUGGUUGGAACACCUCAUCACCUCAACAUCCUGGGAAUCGCGGAGACAAUUUCUACCGCGAGAAUAUUUACUCGCUGUCUGUCAAAGCAACCCUUCCCGCUGGACGGCGAUUUUGACGGCCGAGCUUCGUCCUUUGCAGCAUGAAUUGCUUGAUGGCAUGCGAAGCUCGCAUACGGCAAAAGGACCGACUUCCCAAAAGCACGUUGCAAAUUGGGUCCUCUCUAAGAAGCUGGAGAAUUAUGGUUGGGGCCUUGCAGAAAGCUGGGAUAGUCGACCGCUGGGAGUCUCUGUCAGCCAAUAG
Molecule: messenger RNA, 1200 nt
Organism: Penicillium diatomitis
Lineage: Eukaryota; Fungi; Ascomycota; Eurotiomycetes; Eurotiales; Aspergillaceae
Product: rRNA-processing protein LAS1
Exons: 4
Coding region: 1-1200 (399 amino acids)
Biological process (GO): maturation of LSU-rRNA; maturation of 5.8S rRNA
Cellular component (GO): preribosome, large subunit precursor; Las1 complex
Molecular function (GO): endonuclease activity
Source: RefSeq, a predicted model, not a curated record